Messenger RNA from Paramecium pentaurelia, 729 nucleotides. NCBI's taxonomy places the organism in Eukaryota, Ciliophora, Oligohymenophorea, Peniculida, Parameciidae. The record is from the annotation of a GenBank genome assembly.
AUGUACAUCAAUUAAUCAAAUCCUAUUUACUUCUUUGUUCCUUAUUAUAUCCCAUUCUAAUACAAUUCUGGACAUCCUUAGGGAAAUGGCAAUACUGAAUACAAUACUAAUAGUGUAUUAGACUAAGUUAAACCCUUAAAUGAAGAAAUUCAUACUAACGCUAGUGGAAUUAUAAGAGGAAAAGGAUAAUUAUGGACUUAAAAGGAAAUAAAUAAUCUAAUUUCUUAUUAUAAAAAGUACAAGGGCAAUUGGAAAUAAAUAAUCAAGCAUCUCAAAGGUAGAAAUAUAUCAUAAUGUUCUCAAAAAUACAGAAAGCUAUAAGAUCAAGAAAAAAGAACAAAAAAGAAAUGGUCGAUUGCUGAAGAUCAAAUUUUAAUAGAUGCAUUUAAAGAAUUUGGAAGACAAUGGAUCAAAAUAAGUUAAAGUACAAGUUAUUAUUAGUAUUUAGGAUUACCAGGUAGGACUUCAAAAUAAGUUAGAGAUAGAUAUGUGAAUUAAAUAGAUCCAUCUAUAACACAUAAUGAAUGGUCAACAGAAGAGGAUAAAAUCAUUUUGGAAGAAUACAAUAAAGGAGGAGCUAAAUGGGCUAUUAUUGCCAAAAUACUUAAAAACAGAUCGGUAAUAUAGUCAUUCUAUUUUAAGGAAAAUUAAGUUAAGAAUCGUUUUUAUUACACAAUUCUAAAGAAAUAUUAAGGUAAACAACAUCCAUACUUAAAAGUAUAAGAAUGA